UGAGCUCCAACUAAAAAUCAGUAGCUGUGCAUUUAAUUCUGGUCCUACCUUGCAAGGCUGUAGAUAGUAUUCAGCAUCCUUGCAAUCACUUUGUUUUCAGAGACGGGUGUUGUUGGUUUUUUGUUUUUCCUUUUUUUUAAAACACUCCUUUGGUCCAUCCCCUUCAUAAGCCCUUGCAGAGAAUCAGUGGCUGUGUGGAGAAGCAAAUAAUAAAAGUGCAGUGGCUGAAUCCUAGAGAAUGGAUGGUGUCAGCAGCAACAGGACCAUGUCCUACAGUAGAUGGAGUUAUGACAGUGUUUUAGAUGAUGAGGGCAGCAGUCUGCGUCAACAAAAGCUUGAUAGACAGCGAGCAUUGUUAGAACAGAAGCAGAAAAAAAAGCGCCAGGAGCCACUAAUGGUUCAGUCCAAUGUGGACAGCCGCACUAGAACACGCAGAACGAAACAUUCAGAGGAACAAGCGCCGUUGGUUGAAUCCUAUCUUAACAGCAACAGCAGCACCAUUUACCAUGUUCAGGAGGCCGAGCAGGAAGAUGUAAAGGUGGUAGCAGAUGCUCAAGCUCCAAAAUCGACUAAAAAAACCAAGGCAGCAGCUGCAAGCUGUCAAACUGGCAGCACCAGAAAGGAGAAAAAGGGGAAACACAAAGGAAUUGAUGGCCCGGCUGCUUUUCAAGAUGAGGUUAAGGAGAUAGGAAGCCAAAUUCAGAUUCUUACAGUUGGACAGUCUAACCAUGAUGAGGAUGAUGGAGAGAUGACAGCUAGUGGCCAGCAACAAAGCAAGCAGGACCUUAGAGCAACAAUGCAGAAAAAGGAUCCCCAUGCAAAUACAUCCUGGUCCACUUCCACCUCCCAGUCCAGUCUUGUGGCCCUGGAUCAUGCUCCAGGUAUUUCCAGCAGCAUGAAUUUUGAUGAAGAAGAAGAUGAAGAGGAUGAAGACAGUUCAAGUUCCUCCCAGUUAAACAGUAACACCCGGCCUGGUUCUGCAACAAGCAAAAAAUCGAACAAGGAAGCAGCCUCAGCACCCAGCCCUUCCACAAAUGAAGCUGUCAUAGAUGUCGAUGAUCUGGAAGAAUUUGCUGUCAGACCCGCUCCUCAGGGCGUCACAGUCAAAUGCCGAAUCACAAGAGACAAGAAGGGAAUGGAUCGAGGAAUGUACCCCACUUAUUACCUCCACUUGGAAAGGGAGGACGGUAAAAAGGUAUUUCUAUUAGCUGGAAGGAAACGAAAGAAGAGCAAAACCUCUAAUUACCUCAUCUCCAUAGACCCAACUGACCUGUCUCGUGGUGGAGAGAGUUUCAUUGGAAAACUAAGAUCAAAUCUUAUGGGAACUAAGUUUACAGUAUAUGACAGUGGCGUAAAUCCAAUGAAAACAACAUCAAGCCUAGAAGCAAGUAACCUGCGUCAGGAGCUAGCUGCUAUUUGUUAUGAAACAAAUGUCUUGGGCUUCAAAGGACCUCGCAAAAUGAGUGUGAUCAUACCAGGCAUGAAUAUGGACCAUGAAAGAGUUUCUAUCAGGCCACGAAACGAACAUGAAACGCUUCUCGCAAGAUGGCAGAACAAAAAUACAGAGAGCGUCAUUGAACUGCACAACAAGACUCCAGUCUGGAAUGAUGACACCCAGUCUUAUGUUUUAAAUUUCCAUGGUCGAGUCACACAAGCCUCAGUGAAAAACUUCCAAAUUAUUCACGAUAAUGAUCCUGACUAUAUAGUCAUGCAGUUUGGCCGUGUGGCUGAGGAUGUAUUCACCAUGGACUACAACUAUCCAAUGUGUGCACUACAAGCAUUUGCCAUUGCUCUCUCCAGCUUUGACAGCAAACUGGCUUGUGAAUAAACAAGAGUGGUAAAGUAUUCACACAGCUGAAGCAGUAUGCCACAAAGGGAAAACAGGAUUCCAAGUACUUGCUGGUGACAUUUGGGGUUCAUGCUAAAAAGGCCAGGGAAAGUACAUUUUUGGAAGGACCAUGGGAUUGUUGUGAAGAAAAAUUAUGUGAAUCUUUUAAAAAUUCAGGACAUUCAGGAAAUAUUGGGGGUUUUUUCUGUUUAUAUAUUUUUCUGGAAGUGGCAUCAAGUUUCUGUAAAUAGAAGUCCAUUCUAACAUUCUCAGUUAUGUUAUGGAGAUGUGCCAUGAUGUACUGUACCUUGGCUCAUGUAGCACCAUUAGAAGUGGUGUGUCUUUUUCUAAAUCCAGAAAGCUAUCUCAAAAAAAGAAAAAAAAAUUGUUUUUACAUUUAAGAAGCAUUUGGAGGCUGUAAUCAUACCUCAAGAUUAAUUUAUUCCAUUGAAUACUUUGAGCUUCACAUCACCCAACAUAGAAGAAAGAUCACCAAAAAAGAUGCACUUUUUGAAUUUGCAAGGAUCUCAUGUAGUACAAAGCCAAGUCUGAGAGUAGAAAGCCUGUGCUGGACUGAACUUGAUUUGUUACUAUUUAUGUAAAGGGGCAUGGUGAAUUGUAAUUACAGUUGGGGAAAAAAGAAAAGUAGAAAGCACAAAAUAAUGUUGCACAAGUCACUUGAAUUUUAAGGAAUCAUUUCAUGUUUUAACAUCUUCAUGCUUUUAAUUUCUGUCUCAAAUAUAAAUGUAUUGGAAUUACAGAAAAUGAGUGUAAGCCUGAAUACCAGCAGAACACAACUUUAAACUCAGUUUGGCAUGUUGGAUGUUGGAAACUAUAUUCUUCUAUCACUGUAGCAGUUCAGAUGCAUAUUUUGUGUCAAGUGAUAUACAUAGUUGGAUAAAGGUCUCUUCCCAGAGAUGCAUCAUUUUAAACCAGUUGUUCAUUUGGCAGAGGAAGGAAGUGCAAAUAUUAUAUUAAAUCUGUUUGGCCUUUUGUGAUUUUAAAUUUUGCUGGUUGAGUUUUGUCAAACGUUCGGUGACAACCAAUCUCCAUAUUUAUUUCCCUUUGUAAGAAUGCUUGAAACCUAUUGAAACUGUAUGUCACUUUAUAAUGUCAAAGUGCCAGCUACUGAGCAACAUGCUUCUAGGCAGAUAUUGUGUACGUUAUGUACAAAAUAGGUACACGCAGGGUAUUCAACUAGCUUAAAAUAGCAUUUUCUUCUGUUUCACCUUUUCUAAUGGGUCUGGAAUAUAUAAGCAAAUUUUGUUCCAAAACAUAAGCUCUGUGCACACGAUUUUCUGGUAUUUUAAACAUUUCAAAUUUCAUCCAGGCAGAGACUUUAACUGUGAGCAAUGCAUAAACCCCCUUAAGAGUAAUGGAGAUUGAGUCUCUCCCUUCCUUUGUGCCAUUCAAAAAAUAGUACCCCAAACUGACACACAACUAAUAGGAUUUAUAUACAGUUCAUCAAAAGAACAUUAAAAAUGUGAAUAACAUGUAAAAGAAACAGCCACAUUUUAUACUAUGCUUAUUACAAACCCUUUUCCUAUCCUGUAUAGCAUCUCUACAUUGCACAACCAAAGAUUAUAUAAUGAGAAAAUGUGAUCAAAUCUGCUUGUCUCACAGCCUGCAGUCCUUUUAUAACUUCAAGAGACAGGCCAGGAAGACAGGUUGUGCCAUUUGGACAGUAUGAUUUCAACUAAUAAAAGAAAUACGUUUGAUUCUGUGCAUUUGCCUUCAGGUCUCCAAAAGUGGGGGCAAAGAAAUUUCAGCAGACAAAUGUACUUGCUGUGGGAUUAUUAUAUCUUGAUAUUCAGCUUUGUUUGAAAGCCUCAGCUUUGUUUUUUGGGAGGAAAGGGGGGGAAAGAGAUGAAAAAUAAAAAAAAAUCAGCAACCCUUUUUAAAUGUCAGUGAAGUUAAUGGAAAAAAGCCUCCUGGUUUUUAUAGUUGUUUGCUUGAUGGGUCCAACUAUCAGAUACUUUGUUUAAAUCACAGUUUUCCCUUUGUCUUUGUUUUUUUGGCCAACCCCCCCCUCCCCCCCCCCCAGUUUCUUAUUAUAGUAUAAAAUAAGAAACUAUCUCCUAAUUUAAGAGGAAUGUACUGUCCAUUCCUACAGUGGAUGAUAACGAGCCAUUUCUUGCAGUUUUCAUUACUCAGCACUUUGCUCAUGUAAGACUACAGCAAAUGGGUGCCUUAUUCUCUGCAUUUGUCAGUGAGUUCUAUACCACCUGCCUCUUUCUCAGCCGCUGUCCAUUAUGUGACUCUGAAUUUUAACAAAUA
This is a messenger RNA of Alligator sinensis (Chinese alligator), 4105 nucleotides long. It is a transcript of the gene TUB, whose product is annotated as tubby bipartite transcription factor. The transcript is spliced from 13 exons. The record is from RefSeq and is a predicted model, not a curated record. Bases 239 to 1828 code for a protein of 529 amino acids. Gene Ontology annotation, cellular component: cilium. Gene Ontology annotation, biological process: protein localization to cilium. Lineage: Eukaryota; Metazoa; Chordata; Crocodylia; Alligatoridae.